GAAUGCAGAGUUCAGGAUUACCCUAUGUACAGAGUGCAGGGUUUAGGGGUGCACUAUGUACAGAGUGUAGGGUUCAGGUAAGCAUUACAUACAGAAUGCAGAGUUCAGGAUUACACUAUGUACAGAGUGAAGGGUUCAGGAUUACACUAUGUACAGAGUGCAGGGUUUAGGGGUGCACUAUAUACAGAGUGUAGGGUUCAGGUAUGUGUUACAUACAGAAUGCAGAGUUCAGGAUUACCCUAUGUACAGAGUGCAGGGUUUAGGGGUGCACUAUAUACAGAGUGUGGGGUUCAGACCAGAUAUAGUGAAUGCAGGGUCCGGGGAGACCGGAUAUAGUGAAUGCAGGGUCCGGAGAGAGACCAGAUAUAGUGAAUGCAGAGUCCGGGGAGACCGGAUAUAGUGAAUGCAGGAUCCGGGGAGACCGGAUAUAGUGAAUGCAAGGUCCGGGGAGAGCAGAUAUAGUGAAUGCAGGGUCCGG
Molecule: messenger RNA, 478 nt
Organism: Staurois parvus
Lineage: Eukaryota; Metazoa; Chordata; Amphibia; Anura; Ranidae
Source: the annotation of a GenBank genome assembly